AUGUUUUACACAAGUCGAAUGUGGAGCUGUCAUUGGAAAUGGAAGCUGCAGCCUCUUCUCGUCUUCCUUACCAUAUAUACUGUUUGUAUUCAUCAUUCAGUUUGGGGAUGUGCCAACUGCAGAGUAACACUCUCCAACCCUUCUGGGAUUUUUACCUCGCCAUGCUACCCCAAUGAGUAUCCAAACAGCCAGGUUUGCAUGUGGACACUCCGAGCUCCAACUGGAUACAUCAUUCAGAUAACAUUUAAUGAUUUUGAUAUUGAAGAAGCUCCCAACUGCAUUUAUGAUUCAUUAUCCCUUGACAAUGGAGAAAGCCAGACUAAAUUUUGUGGAGCAACUGCCAAGGGUUUAUCGUUUAAUUCAAGUGCGAAUGAGAUGCAUGUGUCCUUUUCAAGUGACUUUAGCAUCCAGAAGAAAGGCUUCAAUGCCAGCUACAUCCGAGUUGCUGUGUCCCUGAGGAAUCAGAAAGUCAUUAUUCCCCAGACCACAGAUGCUAACCAGGUGUCUGUUGCAAAAACUGUCUCAAUUCCAGAACUCAGUGCAUUCACUGUAUGUUUCGAAGCAACAAAAAUUGGCAAUGAAGACGACUGGAUAGCUUUCUCUUACUCAGAUGCUUCAUCAACCCAAUUGCUGAGCUUUGGAAAGGUCAAAAGGGGAUACUUCCUCUCUAUCUUCGGUGUGGAAUGCCCACUAAACAAGGUUUUAACAGUUGAUUCACAUGAAGACAUUUUCACAGAAAACUUUGAACAACUGUGCCUAACUUGGAAUAGCUCUUUAGGCUCUGUCAGUGUGAAUUUCAAAAGGAACUAUGAGACAGUUAUAUGCAAUUCUACCAUUAGCAAGGUUAUUCCUGGGAAUGGGAAAUUGCUGCUGGGUUCCAACCAAAAUGAAAUAGCCUCUUUAAAAGGGGACAUUUACAACUUUCGUCUUUGGAAUUUCACCAUGAAUUCCAAAACUCUGUCCAACCUCAGCUGUAAUGUGAAAGGGAACGUUGUCGACUGGCAAAAUGAUUUUUGGAAUAUCCCGACCUCAGUUCUGAAAGCUGAAAACAACCUAAGUUGUGGUUCAUACCUAAUUCCACGGCCAGCAUCAGAACUCACUAGCUGUGCAGACCUGGGAACCCUUUGUCAAGAUGGCAUAAUUUACCGUAUUUCGAUGAUUAUUCAAAACAUGCUACACCAACCUGAGGUGAAAGUACAGAGCAAAGUUGCAGAAUGGCUCAACUCUACUUUUCAAAAUUGGAAUUAUACAGUCUAUGUGGUCAAUAUCAGUCUUCAUAUGAAUACUGGAGAAGAGAAGAUAAAAGUAAAAAGAAGUAUUGAGGAUGAUCAAAGGUUAAUGAUUUGGGCCCUUUUAGUUUAUAAUGAUACCAACAAUAUCAGCUUGGAAGGCCAACUUAUUCAGGAGAAGCUCUUAGGAAGCAAUGAAACUUUAGGUGAUGGCUUGCGGCUAUAUACUGUGAGUGUGAAGCAAAUUGGGACAUGUCCAGAAAAUGAACACCCUGAAGGGUAUAAAUGGUCAACCACAAAACCAGCUGUCCAAAUACAGCCAUGUAAAGGGAAACCUGGCUAUUUUGCAUCACGAACUUGCCAUCAGGAUACCACAAACAAAACCUACUGGGGAUCUCCUGAUUUAACAAAUUGUGCAGGAAUAACCAGUGAAAUAGCCAAUGAACUUCUAAAUUUCACUAGUGAAGGACAAACUCUCACCUCAGCCAACAUAACCAGUAUUGUGGAGUAUCUCAAAAAAAUUGUGAAUAAUGAAGAAAACAUUGAUAUAACUCUAGGCUCAACUGUAAUGACUAUAUUUUCCAAUAUCUUAACUAGUUCAGACAAUGAGUUGCUGGAAUCUUCUUCAGAGGCUUUAAAAACCAUUGAUGAGUUGGCCUUUAAGAUAAAGCUAAGUAAUGAAGUGCCUGUGAACAUUACAACUCGAAAUUUGGCUCUUGGAGUGUCAUCUCUGACACCAGAGACAUAUGAAGGUUCAACUUUCAGUAUUGGUCUCCCAAACAGUAAUGAUUCCUAUUUCCAGAUGGAUUUUGAGACGGGUCAAGUGAAUUCUUUGGCUUCUGUCAUUUUGCCCCGAAGUUUACUUAUGAAUUUAAGUAAAGAAGAAUCCGAAUCAGUUAAAAGAGCUCAAUUUACUUUUUUCAACAAAACUGGGCUUUUCCAGGAUGUAGAAACUCAGCGAGACAAGCUAGUGAGCUAUGUGAUGGCGUGCAGUAUUGGAAACAUUAGUAUCCGGGAUCUUCAGGAACCUGUCCAGGUUAUAAUCAAACAUACACGAAAUCAGGUGCUUCAUCCUAUCUGUGUCUUCUGGGAUUUGAAUAAAAACAAAGGUUUUGGUGGCUGGAACACAUCUGGCUGUGUUGCACGGCAAGAAUCAAAUGAAAGUGAGACAGUGUGCUUGUGUAACCACCUCACCCACUUUGGGGUUCUAAUGGACCUUCAAGGAACUGCUUCACAGAUAGAUACACGAAACACGAAAGUCCUGACCUUUAUUACCUACAUUGGUUGUGGAGUUUCUGCCAUAUUUUCAGCGGCAACUCUCCUAACAUAUGUUGCUUUUGAAAAGCUACGGAGAGAUUAUCCCUCCAAAAUCCUGAUGAAUCUUAGUACUGCCCUAUUGUUUCUAAAUCUAAUCUUCCUCCUUGAUGGUUGGAUCACCUCAUUUGACAUCGAUGGACUCUGUGUAGCUGUUGCAGCCCUUCUACAUUUUUUCCUUCUGGCAACCUUCACAUGGAUGGGAUUGGAGGCUGUUCACAUGUACAUUGCUCUGGUUAAAGUGUUCAAUACUUACAUUCGCCGGUAUAUAUUGAAAUUCUGCAUCAUUGGCUGGGGUUUGCCUGCUCUGGUGGUGACAGUUGUUCUAGCAAGUAGAAAUACAAAUGCAAAUGAAAUAUAUGGAAAAGAAGGUUAUGGCCAAGACAUCAAGGGACAAGGCAAUGAGUUCUGUUGGAUCCAAGAUCCCGUGGUGUUUUAUGUGACCUGUGCGGGUUAUUUUGGAGUCAUGUUCCUCUUGAAUGUCGCCAUGUUCAUUGUAGUAAUGGUGCAGAUCUGUGGGAGGAAUGGGAAAAGAAGCAACAGGACUCUCCGAGAAGAGAUAUUGAGGAACCUACGGAGUGUGGUUAGCCUCACUUUUCUCUUAGGCAUGACCUGGGGCUUUGCCUUCUUCGCCUGGGGACCCUUAAACAUUGCUUUCAUGUACCUCUUCUCCAUCUUCAAUUCAUUACAAGGAUUAUUUAUAUUUGUAUUCCACUGUGCUAUGAAAGAGAAUGUUCAAAAACAAUGGAGAAGACAUCUCUGCUGUGGAAGAUUUCGUUUAGCAGACAAUUCAGACUGGAGCAAGACAGCCACUAAUAUCAUCAAGAAAAGUUCAGAUAAUCUGGGGAAGUCAUUGUCAUCAAGCUCCAUUGGCUCUAACUCAACCUACCUUACAUCUAAAUCUAAAUCCAAUUCUACUACAUACUUCAAAAGAAACAGCCAUCCUGAGAGUGUUUUUGUGGACAAGCCUUCAUCAAAACUUACCCAUCUGGAUGGCGAACAAACAUCCAUCAUCCCUGUCCAUCAGGUCAUUGACAAGGUCAAGGGUUAUUGUAAUGCUCACUCUGACAACUUCUACAAAAACAUCAUCAUGUCAGACACUUUUGGCCACAGCACCAAGUUUUAAUUGGAUGGAAUCAGCUCCCACCUCCCAAGCAGAGACCUACA
Molecule: messenger RNA, 3710 nt
Organism: Gracilinanus agilis (Agile Gracile Mouse Opossum)
Lineage: Eukaryota; Metazoa; Chordata; Mammalia; Didelphimorphia; Didelphidae
Gene: ADGRG6
Product: adhesion G protein-coupled receptor G6
Exons: 23
Coding region: 1-3669 (1222 amino acids)
Biological process (GO): myelination in peripheral nervous system; cell surface receptor signaling pathway; heart trabecula formation
Cellular component (GO): membrane
Molecular function (GO): G protein-coupled receptor activity; laminin binding
Source: RefSeq, a predicted model, not a curated record